AUGAGUAACAGUGAAAUAAAACAAUUUUUCAAAAACCAGACCAUUUUCAUAACGGGCGGAACCGGGUUUUUGGGCAAACUGAUCAUAGAAAAACUGUUGCGAGAAUGCUGGGACUUGAAGAAAAUCCUCGUACUAGUGCGCCCCAAAAAGGGUAAAACCCCACAAGAACGACUUAACGAAAUUUUGGAACGUCCUUGUUUCCACCACAUUAAAAACAAAAAUGUUUGGGAAAAAAUAUGUUUGCUGGAAGGUGACUGUGACAAGCCCUUUCUAGGACUCACCGACAAAGACAUUGAGGUUUUGAAAAAUGAAACGACUUGUAUUAUCCAUGCCGCGAUUAGAGUUAAGUUUUAUCAAAGUCUUAGGGAAUUGAGUUGGCACGUUAGAGCGACUAGGGAUCUUGUGGAGUUCGCUAAAGACAUGAAAAAUUUCAAGGGUUUUGUUUACAUUUCUUCACAAGGUGCGUGUUGCCUUCGCAACCAUAUUAAAGAAAUAGUUUAUCCUCCACCCAUAAAACCAGAAACUUUGCUUAGUUUAGUAGAAACGUGUGACGACUCCGUUUUGGAAAAAAUUACACCUGGGCUCUUGCAUGGGUGGUACGACUCGUACUGCUAUAUAAAAUCCAUCACAGAAGAUUUAGUCAAAACUUCUGGUGACCUAAUACCCACAACAAUUAUACGUCCAUCAAAUAUUUCAAGUACGCUGCAGGAACCUAUUGAAGGUUGGAACGACACAAGUCUUGCUGCUGUGAGUGUAAUAAAAGGGAUGUGCAUGGGACUUGUACGAACUUUAAAUGUGUAUCCGGAAAUCCCGGUACAUACGGUCCCAGCAGACUAUGUGGUAAAUUUUACUCUGGCCGCAGCAUGGAAAACUGCCCAAAAUUCCUUCAACACAACCAUGGUCUACAACUGUACCGGUGAAGGUCUAAGCUGUGAAAAAUUGUUGGAGUACCUGGAGACAUUUUACUUCGAAUUUCCUUCGAUGAAAUACCUAUGGUUCGCCUCAGUCACUUUCAGACGAAGCAAAUUUUGGCACCAGGUUUGGUUAACCUUUUACACAUUCAUCGUUUAUGUUUUCGAUUUCGUAUUUUUGUGUACCGGCAACCCCACUAAUUACGCUACGUUGUAUAAAAAUGCAUAUAGACAAAUAGAUGUCCUUACAAACUUUUGUAGGCGACGUGUACAAUGUGACACUACAAAUGUUCGCACUUUGUGGAAAAACAUGUCCCAGGAUGAUAAAACCUUGUUUGAAUUCCAUACAGAAAAAAUUUAUACGUAUGACGCCGUUAAAACGAUGUUUUUGGGAAUGAGGCUAUAUUUGUUGAACGACCCUAUUGAAACAGUCCCCGCAGCCCGAAAACGUUUGAGAAAGUUAUACAUCUAUAGUCUAGUUACACUGGUCACUGCUUCCGAAGAACCGAAACCGGGUAAAAAACACAACAAUGUAAAAAAUCUUUGUUGCUAA
Zophobas morio is the source of this 1464-nucleotide messenger RNA. Its product is annotated as fatty acyl-CoA reductase 1-like. Gene Ontology annotation, cellular component: peroxisome. The coding region runs from base 1 to 1464 and encodes 487 amino acids. NCBI's taxonomy places the organism in Eukaryota, Metazoa, Arthropoda, Insecta, Coleoptera, Tenebrionidae. The transcript has 8 exons. The record is from RefSeq and is a predicted model, not a curated record. Gene Ontology annotation, biological process: long-chain fatty-acyl-CoA metabolic process. Gene Ontology annotation, molecular function: alcohol-forming very long-chain fatty acyl-CoA reductase (NADP+) activity.